UAGAAAACGCUCGAAUCGAACAAGGAAGGCGUCCUCAUACUAUUGGACAUCUAAAACUGACAGUAAUCCUUUACGGUGAUUCACAUCCUAAAGGAUUAGAAAUUAGACAAAUUGCAGAACACGAUCAAUAUAAAGUUGAUUGUUUGGUAAUAAUGGGAACUUCUUUAAGAAUUCCUGGAGUAAAGGCUCUUAUAAAAGAAUUUGCUA
Molecule: messenger RNA, 207 nt
Organism: Racocetra persica
Lineage: Eukaryota; Fungi; Glomeromycota; Glomeromycetes; Diversisporales; Gigasporaceae
Source: the annotation of a GenBank genome assembly